AUGGCUUUUGUUGAAUUUGAGCCUCAUCAUGAUAUAAAAAUCCAGUCUACAAGGCAUGCUCAGCAUGACUUAAAAGACCUUGGGAUUACACAACUACCUCCCAGGAAGCCAAACACAGUUAAUCAGGAGUUAGGAUGGUUCGAAAUUGAAGAUCAGUAUCAAGUACUCAAAGUUAUUGAGCAUUUACUCAAUAGAACAAGGCAAUUAGAAAACGACGUUGUGUUUACCAAUGAUAAUUCUUUAGAUCCUCUUGCAGUUAGAACAAAGCAGCAACUCGAAAGACUUAAGCAAUUACAUGAACAAGAAGCUAGUUUAGAUGCGCAAAUUGAAAAUGCACAGAAGGAAUUAGAAUUCUUAAAACUUGAAAGAAAACAAAACCAGAAAUCAUAUGCAAAAGAGUUAUUAGAGCUCGAUAAUAAGAUUAAAUUUUAUGAAUCUGCCAGCCAUCCUAGGAGAGCCACAAAAAUUUAA
Messenger RNA from Trichomonas vaginalis G3, 471 nucleotides. RefSeq lists its product as uncharacterized. The coding region runs from base 1 to 471 and encodes 156 amino acids. The transcript has a single exon. NCBI's taxonomy places the organism in Eukaryota, Parabasalia, Trichomonadida, Trichomonadidae. The record is from RefSeq and is a predicted model, not a curated record.